UGUGAACGUUCGUUUAUUGUCAAUAGAGCUUAUUCAAUAAAGUGACAUAAAAUUGCUUAAAAUAAGAAAGUUAAAUUAUAAGAGAGCUGACUGGAAAACGUAGUAGCCAGAUGUGGCAAAAUUUUUAUUGUCUAUUUUUAGGCCUUUUUGUUGCCGAGUGUAACCGUGUCAAGUUACAACCAAGGCCUGGGAAAUGCAAUAAAACCUUUCUCGUAGCCUGCUAUGGAGAACUUCUAGGCCUCUCCCAGUACCAGGUGCACGGGUGCAGGUGUCUUCAGUAUAUCUACAAACGUUACGUCGCUGUCAAAUCAUUUACAUAUACAAUUCAGUACAGAAAAAUUUUCGAAUUUUAAGUAAAUGUAAAUGACGAUUUUCUGAUGAUAUUUUUAAGUGGUUAUAAUUUAACGCUUGAUUAAGUGGCCAACAUACUUGCACACGACCAACCAGCCAUAGACACAAGUUUAACUAACGUGCAUUGUAAAAAACAAAAGUUGAACGAUAGUGAUUACUUAAUGUUUUGAUAGGUAAAAGUAGUUACUGCAAUUAAUUUCUCAAGAGUCUUAACUAAUUAAUUAAAAAGCAAAUAGAAAACAGCUUCCUGUGUUGGGGUGUCGCCAAAGAUUGUGAAAGGAGAAGUAUUUGGAGUUUGGAGAAACUCUUAAAUCCGUGAACGAUUGUCGUGUAGACUAAGAUUACGUAAGUCAAGUUGAAACUCAAAGAAAUUUGGGGGGGUCCCCUUUUAGAUUGAGAAAGAAGACUUCAAUAUUAGCUAGAACUAGAGUUCUUGAACGUCCUGGUCCCUGUAACUCUCUUAUUAGCUUGGGGAUUGCUUUGUGCGUGGGACAUAUAUAAAAGCUUUUCAACUGAAGAUAUUGAGGCCCUUCUGAGGGAAAGAAGAUAUGGCUUCAACUGACAUUAAAGAUUACAUACAGGAAGGGGAAGUGGAAGAGAACGAUGAAGCUGCUGCGGGUUCGAGCAGAUGGUAUACCGCUCGUUCGAGGAGAUGGGAUACCCUUAAUUCUCCCCAACAAUCUCAAUGGCUUCAAACUACUCUUUCAGAUUUGGAUAACAAGACAAAGGCUAUGCUCGACAUAAUGGAAGAUGAUAGUGAUUCAUUCGCUAAGAGAGCUGAGAUGUACUAUAAGAAGAGACCUGAACUUGUUCAGAUGGUGGAAGACUUGACCAAAUCCUAUCGUUGUUUAGCUCAAAAUUAUGAAAAUCUCAGAUCCGAUUCUUUUCGCUUCACCAACCCAGAGUUGUUUCCUUCGUCAAACUCCUCCUUCAAUCAAGUUAAACAACUCCAAAACUCCCUCAAUCAAGUUCAACAACUCCAAACCUGCCACCAAGAAAAGAUUAGAGAGGACUUUGAGUCCCUGAAAACUGAGUUAAUGUUAAAUAACUCAAGAAAGAUGAAACUAAUAGUCAAUACUCAUGAUCAUGACGAUGAAAAAGUCAACAACGAAGUAAGUAAUGAAAUCGAAUCCAGUAGUGGUGGUGGUUCGAAGGUUGAUGAACGUCAAACCAUGCUUUUCUUAGAAAGGGAGAAGAUGUGGAAUGAAAUGAGCUUGAGGGUGUCAAAACUAGUGGAAGAUAACUUGAAAGAGCAGGAGCAGUUGAUUAAGAGAAAUGACAAGAAGAGAGAAGAUAUUGAACAACUUUAUUCUGAAAUCAACAGGCUGAUGGAUGAGAACAAGGCUUUGAAGAGUUGUCAAAGCAGCUGCCAUACUAAUAAGGUUGAUAUUGAUAAGAAGCAAAACCAAACACGUCGAGCUUCAAUAUUUAAAAAAAUUUCCUGCAUAAGGUUCAAGACUUGA
Pistacia vera is the source of this 1814-nucleotide messenger RNA. Its product is annotated as protein NETWORKED 3C-like. Bases 900 to 1814 code for a protein of 304 amino acids. NCBI's taxonomy places the organism in Eukaryota, Viridiplantae, Streptophyta, Magnoliopsida, Sapindales, Anacardiaceae. The record is from RefSeq and is a predicted model, not a curated record. The transcript is spliced from 2 exons. Gene Ontology annotation, molecular function: actin binding.